AUAAAAUAGAAAUUGACCGAAACUUUCUGAGAUCGCACCCAAAUUCAUUUCAAUUCCUUCGAUCCCACACGACUGCACAACACAUACAAAAAAGCCUUCGCGGAAACACAAAUUCAGAUCUUUCCUAGUGGAAUUUCCCACAAAAACUCGCAGCAGAAAAUUGAAUUACCAGAUAAUGUGUGAAGCCCAUAUAUAAUCGAAGGAAGCACGUGAAAGAAUGUACAGAUAGUAUAAUUAAUUUCACAGUUUAACCAGGAUCCAAAGUCAGAUGCUGUGAAACUGAUUUUUCAAGCUGGACAUUGGAUCACGACAGGCUACACAUUUUCAUCAAGUUCCUGUAUUAUAUAGCUCUUGUUUUAUGUUUUAGGCAUUUACGCAGGGAAGUUCUUUAAAGCACUGUACCUCGUUUUAGUCGCCUGAAUAAGUGAUGCAUAUAAUUUGAAUUCUAAUUUCAUGGAUCUUGGUUUGCUGUGAUUUGUGAAUCUGUAGAGUUGAAAACAACAAAAGGAUACUUUGCCAUAAGGCAACAGAUAAGAAAGAAAAAAUAAAAAAGAAAGGGAAAAUGGAGAUGCGAAUUAUCAUUCAAUCAAAAAAGUUGUACUUCUUAAUCGUUGGUCAUUACUUCAAAUAAUUUAAUUUUCGAAUGAUAUUUUGUUGGGGCUUUGGAUGAGCAAUUUUACCCUAAAUCUUUUAACUUUGUAACUGUCAAUUCUCUCUCUCUCUCUAUUAAAUUUUUCUUGUAACAUAAAUUUGGGAGUUACAUAUGAAAUUGCUGGGCGACAUCCAUAUGAUGUUGUUUUAACGAAUUUGUAGUGGUUAUUUGAUUUUUAAUGUCAUGGACAUAUAUUUUGCUACAGUUUUACUGCUGUGGGUGUUAGGCAUAUGCUUGAUAAUUCAAGUACCUUGUCUCCAUCUAUGUUUGGAGGUCUUAUAUCUGUUUCUAGCAACAGUCCGCAUUUACGGAAGUCUGGAAGCCGACUUCUUGUUUCUGAUCUUGCUACAGGUGAGCAAGGAAAUAGUGCUGAAGAAGAUAUCUGGCAUUCCAUAGAAUCAAAUAAAAUGAAGAGUGUGGGCACACCAUUGAGCAGCGUGGUGAUUACACCGUCUCCUGUACUUCUGUGGAGAUUCAAGGUAUUACUGUUUCUCAUCUGGGGAUUUAGUUGUUGUAAGUUUGGAUGGGAUGCAGUCAUGAGAAUGAGUGCAGACCUGCGGGAUUUAUUUUUGUACGAGGCUUUCUUGUACUAUAAUCCACUUCUUCUUGUGACCAUGAUGGUUUGGCUCUGGGGAAUCAAUUUAUGGUUCUUUGCUCAGGCUAAUGUAGGUUAUGGAAAAAUUUUUGACCUAGAUCAAAGUCAUCUCACUCAUAUAGAAAUUUGGAAGUGUGCCACCUGGAUGACGAUCAUUGUCCCAACUAGUAUGACGGCAUAUCUUUAUCUUUAUUCAAAUGGAGAAGUUUUGUUGGCUGCAUCCCAACCAGUGUUCUUAUAUGCUGCUGUGGCAAUGCUUCUCAUUUUUCCCUUCGAUAUUUUCCAUUUGUCAUCUCGCUACUUUUUGCUGAGGACUUUAUGGCGGAUAGUUUUUCCAUUACAGGCAAUAAUGUUUGCGGACUUCUUUUUGGCUGAUAUAUUGACCUCUAUGUCAAAGGUUUUCUCAGAUUUGGAGCGUUCAGUUUGUCGAAUGAUCCAUCAUCAGGUUGCUACCAUUGCAUGGUUUGAAGCCGAUUCUGUAUGUGGAAGUCACUCUGUUGCGAUCCCUAUAGUUCUAGUUUUGCCUUAUAUAUUUCGUUUAUUUCAAUGCCUUCGGCAGUACAAGGAUACUAGAGAAAGGACAACUCUAUUAAAUGCUUUAAAGUAUUCCACGGCUGUACCAGUUAUUUUUCUUUCAGCCCUCAAGUAUCAUGUCAUCCCUGACAAGUGGUUGAAUGUCUAUCGGCCUCUGUGGCUUCUCUCAAGUGUUUUGAAUUCUUUAUAUUCAUUCUACUGGGACGUGAACCGAGAUUGGGAUUUGAGUUGCUUCACUCGGAUUUUCAAGUUCAGCAAACCAAGUUUCUUGUCCCACGCAUUAUAUGGAAGGAAAUGGGUUUUUCUUUGGGUAAUCGGAAGCAAUCUCAUUUUGCGGUGCACAUGGACAUACAAGCUGUCGGCCCAUCUUCGCCACAAUUACCUAACCGUAUUUACCAUAACUGUCCUAGAGAUGCUUCGUCGCUUCCAAUGGGUAUUUUUUCGAGUAGAAAACGAGUGGAAUAAGAUUAAUUCCAAAUCGAAUAUUCAACUGUCCAUGACUGACACGUCGAACGAGGAAGACAAAUUACUUAGUUCCAAUGAUCACAAUGUAUAGAUUACUACACACUAGUAGGAAGCAUCCACAUUAGGCUAAAAGACUGUCGACCAUCCAUCCCUUAUUUAUUAUCAUCAAGAAAACGCUGUUCUUGUUA
Messenger RNA from Olea europaea var. sylvestris, 2434 nucleotides. RefSeq names its product SPX and EXS domain-containing protein 5-like. The coding region runs from base 883 to 2337 and encodes 484 amino acids. The transcript is spliced from 14 exons. NCBI's taxonomy places the organism in Eukaryota, Viridiplantae, Streptophyta, Magnoliopsida, Lamiales, Oleaceae. The record is from RefSeq and is a predicted model, not a curated record. Gene Ontology annotation, cellular component: cytoplasm; membrane.